This is a messenger RNA of Diaporthe amygdali, 1191 nucleotides long. RefSeq names its product Alpha-ionylideneethane synthase aba3. Lineage: Eukaryota; Fungi; Ascomycota; Sordariomycetes; Diaporthales; Diaporthaceae. The record is from RefSeq and is a predicted model, not a curated record. Bases 1 to 1191 code for a protein of 396 amino acids. The transcript has 3 exons.
AUGGGUGCAGUUACACCACCACAUGAAUACCCACAAAUCAACAGCAAACCGACCACUCCAGCAUUGGAGUUGGGUCAGAAACCACAGGACAUCUACUACUAUCCUCCAGAAAUUGCAAAUGACCUCAAAGGGGUACCUCUGUCAGAUGAGAUCAAAGCAGAGUGUUUUGCCUGUGCUUGGGAAUACACAAGAUGCGUCAUUCCUCAAUAUACCAACUGGAACCGCUAUUUGGCGUUCAUGAGAACCAUUAUUAUCGGCAUCAUUGCUGAAUUCAAGGGCCAUAUGGUGGAUGUGUCGGCCGGAGACGACAUUCUGGGUUUCAACCUCCAGGAAGUAUUAGACGGAUUGUUCAAGGGAACAGUUGGCCACGAACUAAUGUGUCGCGAAUACCGGACUUUCCUCCUGAUCACGUCUAAGAAGACAAGCGAGAAACGCAACGGCGAACUGUUUCGUCGAUACGUCAACUCUCUCGCAAACUCUCCAAAGGGGUGGUUCCGCAUGCGAGACUGUGAUGCGCUGGCCCGGUUCACCAUUGCCUCUGCACUUGCAUGCAAUGACUUGGAUGACGCUUGGUUCACAGAGGAUCAAUUUCAGGUCUUGACAGAGAUGGGCGACGUGCUCUAUGACGCCGUGGCCUUCUACAAACAUAGAUCAGAGGGCGAAACUAACACUACCUUUGCCUACAUGCCUCCUGACCUCCGCCUCAAGGCAUUCCAUACUGCACGUGAAAUACUUUGGGCGCUUGACGUGGCUUGGCGCUGCAAGGACUACCACGCCAGUGUCACCAACUUCACUCGCUUCUUCGGUGGUCCAAUCCACAUGAUGAUGCGCCGCUACCGCUUUGUCGAGGAGAAUCUGACUAUCGGUUCUCCUGAGGAUGAGGGCGUCGUCGACCAAACCCGUCACAACUUCAAGCUUUGGAAUCGUCUCGAUGCCCAGGCUCAAGCACGUUCCAGGAUUAAUGAUAAGGAAAUCGCUCGCUACAAGGCGAUUCUUGCUCAAAGCGAAAGGCUUAUGUUCCCUGGGCUGGCAGAGUUCCUCGAGUCGGCGGGUGAUGGCGCAUGUGAUAGGUGCCUGUACCGGGACUCGUACGGCGCCGAGAAGACCCAUCAAUUUGGAGGUGUUCAGCUGUGUAAUGGCUGUCAGGGCACCUGGAGAGCCUGGCCAUCUGGGCCGAGGCCAAAAGACUGA